UAUAGCAUCAAAGAGAAGAUACAUGGCAGUAUGGUAGCUGAAAUAAAUGAGUUUUGGAGAGGAACGUGAAGUUGAGUGAGUGAGGAAAAGGCUGUCCCAGAUCCUCCUUCUCGACUACCAAAUAAAGAAGACUUGUGCAUCUUCUUAGCACUCCAUAUGGAAAAUUCACCAAACUGUCAAGAACCAAGAUGUAAAUAUGCGGGUAACAAACAAAAAGAAACAAAUAUCUUAAAAUUUUUCAGAACUGGAAUUGUCAUCUGUGAAGCUAACAAACCGAAAAGGAUUAUCACAAUGGACUGCUCCACUAAUGAUCUUCAUGCUGUGCCAAAAGCAUUGUUAAGAUUUCCAAAUGCACUGAAAGGCUGUGAAGUUUACCUGUCUCGAAUGCCUUGCAUCAGUUGUGCAAAACUUUUGAUUCAAGCUCAAGUUUCUCAAGUGUAUUACUGGCCUAAUCUUGAAAUACAAACAACAGAAGUAAAUCUGAACAAAAUUGAAAUGGAAGCUGAACAUGUUGAUAACAUCUUUAGGGAAAGCUAUAUCACUGCAGCAGUCUACAUACCAAUAUUAGAUGUUGAAAUGGUGAAGCGAAGGAUUUUUCCACGAACAGGAUCACCUCCAGAUGAUAAGACCACCACUCGAAUUACCUCUGUAUAUGAUCAAAAACAAUCACCUAAACUUUUAGAAAUACUUAACCUGACGCACAUUAAAAAAGAUAAAUCAUUCCGAGACUCAUAUGAAGAUGAUAUUCAAAAAGCAAUAGAAUCUUUUCAGACACUGGCAGGUGGCAUUGAUACCGAAAUAAAGGAAAAUAAUUUUCAAGAGGAUAAACAUGCCAUUCAAAGACAGCUCAAGUAUACUCAUGCAUUGCAGCUCUGUAACUUACUAGCAGCCAGAAAUGACAGUCCUAAUACUGGAGUGGGGACACUGAUCUACAGGAAAGAAGACAUUGUCGCUGUUGGCUACAAUGGAUUUCCAAAAGGGACAGUGAAUAGUCUUUUUGCACAGAAGGAUGAUGGUAGUUGUGACCGGCAUGCAAUCAUAUGUGCAGAAGCUAAUGCAAUUAUUCUGAGAACUGAGGAUGAUCUGAGUGACACUGAAUUAAUCACCACAUGUGAGCCCUGUAGUGACUGUGAAAACCUAAUUAAAGCAAUGAAGAUAAAGAAAAUCAUUUGGCCUAAUCGAGAUGAAAAAAAGCAACCAGAAGGUGCAACUAACGAUCCAACUGUAGAAGAAAAUAAUCCAAGCACUGAACCGUUUCAAGUAAAAAGCAGCAUCAAAAAACAUUCUGAUGAAAAGAUUUUAUCACUCCAAGCUGAUCGAGAGAAAUGUAAUAGAACUGAUACUGAAGGAACUUCAGUCUCAGGAGGGAAGGAAGGAAAGACAAUGGAAAUACAGUCACCAGCAGAUGAGGGACAUGCUUCUGGUCAGCAGGCCAUUUUAAAUUCAUCCGAAGCAUCUGCAUCCCACAGAGAUGGCAUAGUGAAAGAAGACAGUGAAAAAACAAAUCCUUUAUUGACUGAGACUGAAUCAGAGCUAGAAACUGAAUCCUUGGACAAGCCAAAAGAGUCACAUAAUGCAGAGGGGCCAUCUGUGAAUGCUGCAGAAGAUGAACCAGCAUAAACAUCAGAACAAUCAGAAGAGUUUUAGGGACAUGGCAACCCCCCAAAAAAUCUCAGAUAGUUCAGUAUCAGGUUAUUAAUCUUGAGAUGCCAGGCACUAUAUGAUGUUAUAAACUUAAAAUAAUAAUGCAUUUUAAUUGUAUAGGUACCUCUUUCCGUAAGUUUCUAGGCAUCUUAGCAAAAAUAACUGAAAACAUAAUAUAUGACAGUUCCACACAAACCACCCUAGUAGAGCUCCAUAAUCUGGUUGGGCAUUUCCCAGGCUGUUGUGUUUGGGAUCCAGUGAGAUGGGCCCUGUGUGCUCUUUAAGUCUCCUGAACAGAGUCCAGACCUUACCCCUGUGACAGUGAAAGCCAACAGACACACAGAGAAACUUUGCACAGCAUUCUAAGGGUACAUCCACACUACCCGCCGGAUCGGCGGGUAGCGAUCGAUCUAUUGUGGA
Molecule: messenger RNA, 2064 nt
Organism: Terrapene triunguis (Three-toed box turtle)
Lineage: Eukaryota; Metazoa; Chordata; Testudines; Emydidae
Product: cytidine and dCMP deaminase domain-containing protein 1-like
Exons: 12
Coding region: 157-1620 (487 amino acids)
Biological process (GO): dUMP biosynthetic process; dTMP biosynthetic process
Cellular component (GO): cytoplasm
Molecular function (GO): dCMP deaminase activity
Source: RefSeq, a predicted model, not a curated record